This is a messenger RNA of Staurois parvus, 300 nucleotides long. NCBI's taxonomy places the organism in Eukaryota, Metazoa, Chordata, Amphibia, Anura, Ranidae. The record is from the annotation of a GenBank genome assembly.
UCAGUACCAAAAGCGGUAUCCCCGAGCUACACUCAGACUUACCAUGCGGUGUUGCUCAGGGAUUCCCUGCAGCACUUACCUUGUCCGUCGCUCCCGCGAUGUCCCUCCUGCAGCCUCCCCGGCCAUCUCCUCCGGCUGAUGCCGGCAUCCGGCUCCUGUGUUCCGGUCCCUGUGACGUCGGGACGUACGGGCGCCGCCAGAGGCGGGAAAUUUAAAAAUUUUAAAAAAAUGGAAUUUUUUUGUAAACGAAUAUUACAUAUGCUUUGUUCUGUACCCUGCCUGCAUUUUGACUGUUCUUUC